This is a messenger RNA of Helianthus annuus (common sunflower), 1419 nucleotides long. RefSeq lists its product as uncharacterized. The record is from RefSeq and is a predicted model, not a curated record. Bases 117 to 1097 code for a protein of 326 amino acids. NCBI's taxonomy places the organism in Eukaryota, Viridiplantae, Streptophyta, Magnoliopsida, Asterales, Asteraceae. The transcript is spliced from 2 exons.
UCACUUUUUAUGCUCCCCUGCCAUUUAAAUACCCCAACACUCUCCAUCACCUUUUCCCUACUUUGACAACAAAACCACAACCACCAUCACCACCACCACCAACCACCAGCAUCAUAAUGCACCGUUCCUCCACCGGCACCGCGGCCGCAAACUCCGUAAACGGCUUCUACACCUUCUUAACUCAAGGUCUAGAUGAUCUGUUUCGAUCAUUUCACUCACACAACUUCAUGUCCAUUCAUUUCCUCCAACAUGUCCUCUCAUGCCUCCAAUCUUUCCAUUCUCAGCUCAUUUCUGUCGUCCAGAAACUCCACUUGCCGGUGGGCGAAAAAUGGUUGGAUGAAUACAUGGAUGAAAGUGCCCGCCUUUGGGAAGUUUGUCAUGUCAUAAAAUCCGGCAUUUGUAACAUGGAAACUUACUACUCUGCCGCGGUUACCAUCGCCUCCGCCCUCGAAAACCACCACUUUUUAAACCCGCAAAUUUCGCGUCAGGUUCUUAGAGGGAUCAAUGGGUGUCUGCGGGAGCGAGUGGGAUUGGAGGAAGAAAACAGGACAUUAAUCCGAAUGCGAAUUCAGCCACUGAUGAUGAAAUUCGAAAAAAACGUGUUAAUCGAAUCGAAAUUCAAUGGUUUUAACGGGUUCAGAGGAGUUCUUUUCGCAUUACAAAACACAAACUCAUUGCUCUUGAUGAUCUUGUUAAGUGGUCUGGUAUACUGCUCACCGGUGACAAGGUUUUCUUCAUCUUGUCAUGGCAAUAACACCAUGAAUUUCACCGAAAGCAAGUCGGUUUUCGGGUCGGGUUUCAUGGUUUCCGCGUCGAGAUUACAUGAGAAAGUGAUGGAGAAUGAAGAUGGACAGAAUGGGGUUUUGCUUUAUGAGUUUUGGAGUGCAAGAACAGCCAUUGAAGAACUGAAAACAGAGGCUGAAAGAAUUAGAGGGACUGGAAUGGAAUUUGAUGUAAGUGAGAGGGUUGAAAAGGUAAAAAGUUGUUUUGUGGGGUUACAAUGUGGUGUUGAAAAUAUGAUUGUGCAACUUGAUGACUUUUUUGAUGAGAUUGUUGAAGCUAGGAAGAAGCUUUCGGAUUUGUGCACUCAUAGCUAGGGGUUCAAGACCUCAACAAAAGAUUGAGGGUCCAAGUAUUACUUACCGGUUCAAUCUACAUGGGUUCAGGUUUAGUCGUGAUGUUUUAAAUAGCUAGAGUCAGUUAGUCAGUAGGGUCGAGUUUCUUUCCUUAAUAGAUAGGAUUUAUGGUUUCGAGUCUCAUUCUUUUACCAGUUUUGCUUUAACCGGCAAAAUUUCGAGUUCACUCAUUUUGUUGGCAAACGAAAGGGAUUAGAUUUGUGCAUAAAGGAAAAGAAAUCAAAGUAGACUAUGAUUAGGUUCUAUUAUAUAUUAUUUUAUUAUAAUUCUUUUUAUUUUUUAA